Pleurotus ostreatus (oyster mushroom) is the source of this 1242-nucleotide messenger RNA. RefSeq lists its product as uncharacterized. The coding region runs from base 1 to 1242 and encodes 413 amino acids. The record is from RefSeq and is a predicted model, not a curated record. NCBI's taxonomy places the organism in Eukaryota, Fungi, Basidiomycota, Agaricomycetes, Agaricales, Pleurotaceae. Gene Ontology annotation, molecular function: hydrolase activity, hydrolyzing O-glycosyl compounds. Gene Ontology annotation, biological process: carbohydrate metabolic process. The transcript has 21 exons.
AUGGGCUACAACACUUGGAAUGCGUUCCAUUGCGAGAUAAACGAAACGGUUGUCGCAGCAGCCGCUGUACGGAUGAAGACUCUUGGUCUUACCGAUUUUGGAUAUGAAUUCGUCAAUAUCGACGAUUGCUACUCAGAGAAGCAGCGGAACAAAGAUGGGGACAUAGUUGCUGACCCUGUUCGGUUUCCUUCAGGCAUGAGGAAUCUAACAGAUUUUAUCCGCACUCUCGGACUGAAAUCCGGCAUAUACAGCGAUGCUGGGUGGUACACCUGUGCAGGCUACCCCGGUUCUUUCCAGAACGAAAGAAGGGAUAUCAAACUCUUUCAAGACUGGGGCUUCGAGUUUCUCAAAUAUGACAACUGCGCAGUUCCUUUCGACGAAAUUGUGCGGGAGGGUAUUGUGGGAAAAUACGGCCGCAUGGCUCAAGCUAUUAAGGAUCUUGCCCAGGAAACAGGAAAGGCGCCCGUCAUUUUCUCGCUUUGUGAAUGGGGAAAGGCGCAACCAUGGCUCUGGGCAAGGGAUAUGGGGCAGAGCUGGCGCACAACAGGCGACAUUGAACCUCGGUGGGAUUCCAUCGCCAGCAUCAUAAAUCGGAACUCCUUCAUAUCAUGGGCGUCCGAUUUCUACGGACACAAUGACAUGGAUAUGACAUAUCCGCCCACUGAAAUGCUCACUCCUCUUCCUAGCGGGAAUGGAAACCUCACAUACGAAGAAUCGAAGUCUCACUUCACGGCAUGGGCUUUGAUGAAGUCGCCCCUCCUCAUUGGAACUGAUCUUAAUGCCGUCACAAAAAAGAGCGUCGAGAUUCUGACGAAUAAGGAGAUCAUAGCAAUUAAUCAAGACAAGGUCGUGGGCACCGCGAUAACACCCUUCAGAUGGGGCGUUAACCCAGAUUGGACAUUCGAUGGCCGGUAUCCCGCCCAAUAUUGGAGCGGAACGACGGAGAAUGGGACGGUGUUUAUGCUGCUCAACGUGCUUGAUGAACCCGCUGAUAUGUUCUUUACACUAACUGAAUCACCUUGGAUCCGGGCGGGCAGGCAAUACGCUAUGAGAGAUCUUUGGACGCAUACAGACAAUGGUACGGCGGUACGUAACGUCACUAUCCAUGGCGUUCCAGCCCAUGGCGUUGUGGCUCUUCUCUUGAGGGACGCGGGUGAUGAGCCGGAGGGAACGCAGCCACCUUGCGCACAACCCGAUUGGUGUAUGGACAAGAAUGGUACCUUGAUUGAACGAGAACUCUGA